Molecule: messenger RNA, 4542 nt
Organism: Endocarpon pusillum Z07020
Lineage: Eukaryota; Fungi; Ascomycota; Eurotiomycetes; Verrucariales; Verrucariaceae
Exons: 4
Coding region: 1-4542 (1513 amino acids)
Molecular function (GO): lipid binding
Source: RefSeq, a predicted model, not a curated record
AUGUUCCACUCACUGGGCAGCCACGCCAAAGAGCUCAAACAGCAAGGCGCAGUGGAGGCUGCCCAGGAUCAUAAUACAGAGGCGACAGCACAGGAUGCGGAGAAGGUUUUGAUUGAGGAGAGCAUAAAAGGCGGUGCAGCUGCAUUUCAGUUCGACCCUAAUGCUACUCCACAAGAGAAGGCCGCUCAAGCCGGAGCUCAAGUCCCUGCCGGGUUUCAUCGCAAGAAAAAGUCCGGGGUUGGCAUUGCAACCGACAUUGACGAUGGUACACCCGGCAAAUACGACCUUCCACCACCAAGCACAGACGGUGCCUUGCCCGCUACUUCUACACCGGAGGGCAAAAAGUCAAUGCAAGCAAAUGGAGCCCCACUAGAGGACGAGUACGCCCGUGACCGAGUAGGAUGGGCCCCUCGAUUUGGUACUGGUGACGCUGCUGAUGACGAAGGUGAAACACUAUUGGAUCAUCAAACCUUUCUCGAAGGCAAGCUGGACGAUAAAUUUUUUGGAGACUGGUACCACAACACCGGCGUGAUCAUCUUCGCUUGCCUAUCCUCCUGGGUGAUUGCUCUUCUUGGAGGGGGCCUCGGAUGGUUGUUUCUAGUAAUGGCUACGUGCGGAACCUAUUAUCGAACCUCUAUCCGAAGAGUGAGAAGGAAUUUUCGAGACGAUCUCAAUCGAGAACUCGCCAAAGCCAAGUUAGAGACAGAUACCGAAAGUCUCGAGUGGAUCAACAGCUUUUUGGUGAAAUUCUGGCCGAUUUACGCUCCAGAACUUUGUAGGACAAUCAUCGCUUCUGUUGAUCAGGUUUUGAGCACUUCGACUCCGGCCUUUCUCGACAGUCUUCGUAUGAGGACAUUCACGCUGGGGACUAAGCCACCGCGGAUGGAACAUGUCAAAACGUACCCAAAAGCUGAAGACGAUAUUGUGCUGAUGGACUGGAAAUUCAGCUUCACACCCACGGACACUAUGGACCUCACUGCGCGCCAGCUGAAGAACAAGAUCAAUCCAAAAGUCGUGCUCGAGAUACGGAUCGGCAAAGCUAUGAUAAGCAAAGGCUUGGAUGUGAUUGUCGAAGAUUUCGCUUUCUCUGGUCUCAUGAGAGUCAAAGUCAAGUUGCAGCUUCCAUUCCCACACAUUGAGAAAGUUGACAUCUGCUUCCUUGGGCAGCCCGAGAUCGACUACGUUUGCAAGCCUCUCGGAGGGGACACACUUGGCUUUGACAUAAAUUUCAUACCUGGAUUGGAGACCUUCAUCAAAGAACAAAUUCAUGGCAACUUGCAGCCUAUGAUGUACGACCCAAACGUCUUCCCGAUUGAGAUUGCUAAAAUACUCGCUGGAAAUCCCGUCGAUCUUGCCAUUGGAGUGGUUGCUGUCACCAUUCACGGUGCACAUGGGCUGAAGAACCCUGACAAAUUCUCAGGUACUCCGGAUCCGUAUACAGCUGUCUCCCUCAACAGCCGUGAAUCAUUAGGGCAGACCAAGACCAUAAAGGAGAAUGCUAACCCACGAUGGAACGAAACCUUGUACAUUAUCAUCACAUCCUUCACGGAUACCUUGACAAUGCAGGUUUAUGACUGGAACGAGUUCCGCAAGGACAAAGAAUUGGGAACAGCCACUUUCGCUCUUGAUCAACUUGAGCAGGAUACUGAGCAUGAAAAUCUGCAGCUUGAAGUUAUGGCGAACGGCAAGCCCCGUGGUCAGCUCCAGGCUGACGUGAGAUUUUUCCCUGUCUUGGAAGGCAGAAAGCUAGAAGAUGGUACGCUUGAGCCUCCACCCGAGUCCAAUACUGGCAUAGCAAGAAUUACGGUAGAGCAAGCCAAGGAGCUCGAUGGAUCGAUAAGCCUGGUUGGAGCUCUCAAUCCUUACGCUGUACUGCUUCUCAACAACAAGGAGAUCCAUAUCACGAAGAAGCUCAAGCGGACGAACAACCCCGUUUUUCCGGAUCCCACAAAAUCAGUUCUGAUAACAGACCGCAAAAAGGCUCGUCUUGGAUUAGUGAUCAAGGACGAUCGAGAUCUAGCAUCAGAUGCGGUUUUGGGCUCCUAUCAAAUCAAAAUGGACGACAUGAUCCAGCUGAUGGACAAAGGCCAGGAAUGGUUCAAUCUGCAUGGGACUAAGACGGGUAGAGUCAAACUGAUGCUGGACUGGAAACCGGUUGGAAUCAAAGGGAUCACUGGCUCUGGCGGUUACGUCACGCCGAUUGGAGUUAUGCGCAUCCAUUUCAAGAACGCCAGAGAUGUCCGCAAUUUUGAAACCAUUGGCAAAUCUGACACCUAUGCACGUGUCCUGCUUUCUGGCAUUGAGAAGGGUCGCACCGUGACAUUCAAAAACAACCUUAACCCUGACUGGGAUGAAGUCAUCUAUGUUCCUAUGCACUCAACCAAAGAGCGCCUCACUCUCGAAGUGCUGGAUCAGGAGAAACUAGGCAAGGACCGCACGCUGGGUUCCGUCGAGGUUCCCGCUUCCGAUUAUAUUCGGGAGAGCGAAACAGGUGCCUAUGAAGUGCACGAUAGGAAAACACCAAUGUCAGAAGGUCUGCGAAUCAAUGGCCGAGGACAGGCGAAAGGUAAGCUCAAUUACACAAUGGCUUUCUACCCAACCUUGAACGUGGUUGAUCCCGAGGAAGAAGAGGAAGAACUUCAAGAAGAAGCCGAAGUUGUUGGAAAACCUUCCAUGGAAAGCAAGGGGGCGAAGGAUGGCAAAGUAUCUCUAGACGCUACCCGUUCAAGCGUGGAAGGAUCACAGCAGAGCGCCGAAGUGUCCUACCCCCCUAGAGUUGAUUCCAUGGACCGCGGUACUAUUGACACUGCUCUAGCAAACGGAGUGACAAAUGGUGAAAAGGAGACUAGCAAAGCUACCCCAGCGGAGCUCUUGGUGGCGAAACCACGGGAACCAAAGAUACGUCUUGGACCAGAAGACUUGACGAAAUAUGAAUGUGGUCUCCUUGUGUUCAAGAUCGUUCAAGGCACGUUUGCCCAUUCGGAUGUCCAACUGGAAGUACUCAUGGAUGACAUGGUCUUUCCGUCCUAUACCACAUCGAAAGCUCGCCAAAGGAGCCACAAAUUUGGCGAGACCGGAGAUGCCUUCGUGCGCGAGCUUGAAGUGUCGCAGAUCACGUUAAGGUUGACUGAGAAGACAGACAACAAGGGAGAGGGUGACCAAGACCACGUAAUCGCGAGACUAAAAGGUUCAACCUUGACUACGCUCCAGCAGUGCCUGUAUAAACCGACAGAGCUGACCAUGAAGGGUGCGGACGGCGCUUUGAGCAAGGUCACAGUCAGUCUCAAGUACCUGCCGGUCAAGAUGCAACUAGACCCAAGUGAGAGCAUAAACAACAUGGGUACUCUUCGAGUCGACGUAUUGGAUGCGGCUGAUCUGCCAUCUGCGGAUCGAAACGGCUACAGUGAUCCAUACUGCAAAUUCCGCCUCAAUGGGAAGGAGGUAUUCAAAACGAAGGUCCAGAAAAAGACCUUACAUCCUGCGUGGAAUGAAUUCUUCGAGGUGCAAGUCAAUUCCAGGACUGCAGCGGAAUUCAAGUGCGACGUGUACGAUUGGGACUUUGGAGACAAAGCAGACCAGCUUGGCACAACUGCUAUCGACCUACAGAGUCUUGAACCAUUUCAAACAACAGAAAUGUGUUAUGCUCUCGAUGGCAAAUCAGGGACCCUCAGACUGAAGCUGCUAUUCAAACCAGACUAUGUUCAACGAUCCCGCCAAGGCUCUUCCACCUUCUCGGGCACAUUUGCUCCGGCAGGGAAAGUCGUAGGAGCACCAAUCAAGGGUGUCGGCAAGGGCGCCUCAUUUCUCAAACGCGGAUUCACCAGCAAGUCCAAAGGCGGUCAAGAUGAGGCUAUCAUGGAUGCCAAUGGCUCAGUUGUGACUAGCAUCAAUGGUGAUGUGGUGUCGGAUUCAAGCACGCCCCAAGGCACUCCAUCCCGCCCCAAUACAGUAGUCGACGGCCAACCAACAACACCAACUUCGGCCCAGAAAGACGCCCCACACAACCGGACAAGAAGCUUUGGCUCUACUUUCAGUGUGUCCGGCGGAACUUCAAAGGGAGCCAGUACUGGGACCGCAUCGUUGACAAUAAUCGCUGCAAAUGACUACCCACCGUCAGCUGAUGUUCGUGUUUAUGUGAAAACGGUCGGCCCCAAAGGGGGUAAGGAAGUUCACAAGACGAAAUCAGUCAAGUCACCCACCGGCAAAGUUGAGUACUCUGCCGAACACGAAACCUUCAACGUUGCGUGUUCUGCGGAUACUCAAUUCCAAGUGGUGGUGAAGGAUCAUGGCUUGUUUGGUGGGGAAAUUCUGGGAGAUGGCUUGUUCUUCCUGGCAGACCAGGGCUCAGGAGCGAUCCAGUCGGUCAAAGCUGGUCCGGGUGUUGUCGUUCUGCAAAGCCAGUUCACACCGUCAGGCGGCAGCUCGGCUGACAGUCUAAGACCAGUGACCUCCAACGGGAGAGACAGUCCAGACAGCAAAAGGGGUAUACGACGGUCGCUGUUGAGCAAGAGAGAUUUUAGUGGAAAGCAAGCAACUUCUUGA